Messenger RNA from Sclerotinia borealis F-4128, 1383 nucleotides. Lineage: Eukaryota; Fungi; Ascomycota; Leotiomycetes; Helotiales; Sclerotiniaceae. The record is from the annotation of a GenBank genome assembly.
AUGCAAUUCAAAUCCCUGCUUCUCCUAGCGGGAGCAACUAUCCUCUCACCAUAUCUCGUUGAAGCUCAAACUUACACCAUCUGCAAUCCUCUCAACGGAACAUGUCCCAAUGAUCCAGCUUUGGGUACGAAUCAUACCUUCAUUUUCAAUACAUCAUCUACAGUUACCGAUUACUACAAUAUUACCGCUGGAUCUCUUACAUAUGGCGACGAUGGAGCAGAAUUUACCAUCUCAAAACAAGGAGAAUCACCUACUAUCCAGUCCAAGUUCUUCAUCUUCUUCGGCUCAGUAUCCGUGAUUAUGAAGGCUGCAACUGGAGUAGGAGUUGUGUCGAGUAUUGUGUUGGAAAGUGACGAUUUGGAUGAAGUGGAUUGGGAAUUUAUUGGAGGUAACGAUACUCAUGCCGAGACCAAUUAUUUUGGAAAAGGAAAUACUACGUCCUACGAUCGAGCCAUUUGGUACCCAACUCCUGCGGACCCAACCGCAAACUUUUACAACUACACUGUCGACUGGACCGCCGAGAGGAUUGAAUGGUGGAUUGAUGAUAGUCUCGUUCGAACACUCGCAUAUGCCGAUGCGGUGGAUGGCAAGAACUUCCCACAAACUCCCAUGUCGGUUCGAUUAGGAAUCUGGUCCGGUGGUGACCCUAAGGGAAAUAGUAUAGGAACCAUCGAAUGGGCUGGUGGAGAAACCGACUUCACCAAAGUUCCAUUUACCAUGUAUGUGAAAAGUGCCACUAUUCAGGACUACAGCACCGGCUCGGCAUAUGAAUGGGGUGAUAGGACAGGAGAUUGGCAAUCCAUCAAAGUAAUCACCGGUAAUUCCACCGUCGCGAAAACCAUCACCAAAAAUGCCACCCCCACACUCUCCCUCGGCGAAAAAUGGGACAACCUUUCCAAAACCACCAAACUCGCCGUUUACUGCGGAGGCGGUGCUGCAGUCGCUGCGCUCGUCUCUGUCUUCCUCUUCACCUUCUUCCGUCAACGCCGCAACGGCCGCCUCGAACGCGAAGCCUACAACCACCUGAUUGAAAAGCAACAACAAGAAGCCUACCAAGACCAAAUGGAACUUCACAACAAGGGAAUUGGCGGAUGGGAUAAAAAUGCCUAUGCCAAUCAAGGCGGAGAUGCGCUCGGGGGAUGGGAAGAUAACCAUGGCAGCGGGUACGUGGGACCAAAUGGGAGUGCGAGUGCCAUGGCAGCAGGUGGGGUGGGAAGCCCCAUGGUGCAGGCGGGUCAGCAUAAUCCGAGAAGUCCGACGAUGGUCAUGCGUGAUGGUGAUGGUGAUGGACCGAUGAGUCCGCAGAGUGCAGAGUUUGAUAUGAAACUUGCGCAGCCGAGAUUUGGGGGUAGUGCUAAUGGGGGGUCGUAUAUGAAGAUGUGA